UCGCGGCGCCCGCGCUGCGGGCUGAUUCCGGCCGGGGCGGCUGCGCUGCUAGCCGGGGCCAGCUGCUUGUGCUACGGCCGCUCACUGCGGGGCGAGUUUGUGCACGACGACGUGUGGGCGAUCGUGAACAACCCCGACGUGCGGCCCGGGACCCCGCUGCGCUGGGCCGUUUUCGCCAACGACUUCUGGGGCAAAGGCCUGGCGGACAGCACCAGCCACAAGUCCUAUCGGCCGCUGUGCGUGCUGUCCUUCAGGCUAAACAUAUUUCUGACUGGCAUGGACCCUUUCUACUUUCAUGUGGUGAACGUCAUUCUACACUGCCUGGUGACCCUCGUGCUGAUGUAUACCUGUGAUAAAACAGUCUUCAAGAAUCGUGGACUGGCUUUUGUCACAGCCCUGCUGUUUGCAGUGCACCCGGUCCACACCGAGGCGGUGGCUGGCAUCGUGGGCAGAGCUGAUGUGUUAGCGUGUCUCCUGUUCCUGCUCGCCUUUCUUUCCUACCACAGGAGUCUGGAUCAGGACUGUGCAGGGCAGUGCUUCCCCGCCACGGCUUCCCCCUUCUUCCUGCUGCUCAGCUUGUUUCUGGGGACCUGUGCCAUGCUGGUGAAGGAGACGGGCGUCACUGUGUUCGGGGUGUGUUUGGUGUAUGACCUCUUCUCCCCCUCCCACCAGCAGGACAAGUCGAGCAAUGGGGUGAUCUGUCAGCACAGCUCACAGCAGCCAGGGGACCCCCAACCCUCCUCUCAGCAUGCCCACCCCCACCGUGAGAGCAGAAAGCAGCGCUUCCCACACAAAGAUUCUUGGGGAGGCUGCCAUUCACCACUGCCACCGGAGCCCAAGAGCAGCAGGUUCCCUGUGUCUGCAGGAGCAGUGUGGUCCCUGAUGAGGAGAACAGCUGCUGGAGCGUGGGUUCCCGGCAGAUGGCAGGACACAGGAGAAGCCAGGCACUUAACAAUUCUGGAAGGGCCUGGCUCUGUUCCUGGAACUUUUCCUGUCAAACUGAAUAUCGUUAUGUGUCUGACAGGAAGCAGCAACGGGAAUUUCCUGCUUACCCUAAGACCAUUUUUAAAACGGGCCAUUUUGGUCGUCAGUUAUGUGACUGUCAUUUUGUAUUUCCGCCUGUGGAUAAUGGGAGGAACUAUGCCCCUCUUCUCAGAGCAGGACAACCCAGCUUCGUUUUCACCUUACAUCCUUACAAGGUUCCUUACCUAUUCCUACCUCCUGGCCUUCAAUGCAUGGCUUCUGCUGGCACCCAUCACCCUGUGCUACGACUGGCAAGUGGGAAGUAUUCCUCUGGUGGAGACCGUGUGGGAUGUGAGGAACCUGGCUACUGUCCUGCUGGCAGUGGCGAUGGCCUUGCUGAGCCUACACUGCAUGGCAGCCUUCAAGAGGCUGGAGCACAAGGAAGUGUUGGCCGGCUUGCUGUUCCUCGUGUUCCCGUUCAUCCCAGCCAGCAACCUCUUCUUCAGGGUGGGCUUUGUGGUGGCCGAGAGAGUCCUGUACAUGCCUAGCAUGGGCUACUGCAUUCUCUUCGUGCAUGGACUGAACAAGCUCUGCACUGGGCUGAGCCGGUGUGGAGCCACCUCCCUGAUGGCAUCUACUGUGUUGUUGCUACUGCUUUUUUCCUGGAAAACUGUGAAGCAGAAUGAAAUUUGGUUGUCGAGAGAGUCCUUAUUCAGGUCUGGAGUUCAGACUCUGCCCCACAAUGCAAAGGUUCAUUACAACUAUGCCAAUUUCCUAAAAGACCAAGGUCGGAACAAGGAAGCCAUCUACCACUACAGAACCGCCCUCAAGCUGUACCCACGCCAUGCAAGUGCGCUGAACAACCUUGGGACACUGACAAAGGACGUGGCAGAGGCAAAGAUGUACUACCAGAGGGCACUGCAGCUCCAUCCGCAGCACAACCGCGCACUCUUCAAUCUGGGGAAUCUCCUGAAGUCCCAGGAGAAAACAGAAGAAGCCAUCGUGCUGCUGAAGGAAUCCAUUAAGUAUGGUCCAGAUUUUGCUGAUGCCUACUCGAGCUUGGCUUCUCUCCUGGCUGAGCAGGAAAGAUUUAAGGAAGCUGAGGACAUCUACCAGGCUGGAAUAAAGAACUGUCCAGACAGCUCAGAUUUGCACAACAACUACGCAGUUUUCUUAGUUGACUCUGGCUCUCCAGAGAAGGCCGUGGCUCACUACCAGCAGGCCAUCCAGCUCAGCCCAAGCCAUCACGUGGCUGUGGUGAAUCUGGGCCGACUCUACAGGUCCUUGGGAGAAAACAGCAUGGCAGAAGAGUGGUACAAACGUGCCCUGCAGGUGGCCCGCACGGCCGAGGUCCUGUCACCCUUGGGAGCACUCUAUUACAACACUGGCCGACACAAGGAGGCUUUGGAAGUGUACCGGGAAGCUGUCUCACUCCAGCCUUCCCAGAGGGAUCUCCGCCUGGCACUGGCACAGGUUUUAGCAGUGAUGGGUCAAACCAAAGAAGCUGAAAAGAUGACCAGUCACAUAGUGUCCGAGGAACCCAGAUGCCUGGAAUGCUACCGCCUCCUAUCAGCAAUCUACAGCAAGCAGGAACACCAUGAGAAGGCGCUCGAGGCCAUAGACAGGGCUCUUCAGCUGAAGCCCAGGGACCCAAAAGUCAUAUCUGAACUUUUCUUCACAAAAGGAAACCAGCUGAGAGAGCAGAACCUUCUGGACAAAGCUUUUGAGAGCUAUGAGGCUGCUGUGACCCUGGAUCCUGACCAGGCACAGGCGUGGAUGAACAUGGGUGGCAUUCGGCACAUCCAGGGAAGCUAUGUGUCGGCAAGGGCCUAUUACGAGAGAGCCCUGAGGCUGGUUCCAGACAGCAAGCUGCUGAAGGAAAAUCUAGCCAAGCUGGAUCGCCUGGAGAGAAGGUUACAAGAAGUCCGAGAAAGGGAUCAAACAUAGCUCCGAGGACACAGUCACGUGGGACUCGGCAGGCUGGAAGAGGACCGAGUGGGGGCGGCCUUGCUCAUACACAGCAGGCCCUGCCAGCCAGGCAGUCCCCUCCUGGUGGCACAGCUGCUGGGGGCUGUGCGAGUUGUUUCCAUGAAGGGACAAACAGCCAGGGCGGGCAGGCCACCUGCAGGGGAGGGAAAUAGCCUGUUACAGGUUCCUCUGGGUCGGUCCCUGGUCCCAGGAUGCAGACACUGAACUCCAUUCUUACUGUAGCCCAGAAACACAGAAGCUUGGAGUUCUGUAGAGGAGACAGCUGUUCAUAAGGAAGGAUGUGUCCUCUGAAGUCAGCUCUUGGGAAAGUCUACUUGUGGAAGUUUAAUAUAUUCUCAAGAAUCCGGAAUGGAUGGUGAAGAGCAUUGGUAGAGUCUUGUGAAGUUAUAGGAACAGGGCACUUGAUCGCUGGGCUUGGUCUAAUAACUCCCAAGAGUAUCGCUAAGGACCUUUGGAGAAGUACAUUAAAUUCCACUCUGAUAUAUGCUUUUCCAGUGCCUAAAACAUGAGGGGAUCUUCUAGAAUUAUAUGUGGGCAUCUUUAUUUCUACAGGAAAAAUCUCCCUGAGCAGUAAAAAAGAGCUGAGCAUCCUUGAUUCUUUAUGAAAAUGUUUGAAUUGUAUUCCAGAUUGUACUAGAGUUGUGUCCCACAUUGAAACUUCUCAGUGCAUUAACCAGGAGACUACCACCCUAAAAUAUGCUGCUCAGGUGGGGAGCGGCAGCGUGCGCUCUGCAUGGAAGUGUUAAGGGGUCAGUCCAGAGAAGUGCUCUCCUUUAGACGUUGUGAGAUUUAUUAUUUUUGAAACAUUGAGAAUUCCUCACAGAUUGAGUUGAGGGAAGAAAGCUCUAUUUAUUGACUUUUGAGGUUUAGUAGGAAUUCUGUACUUAAAAGACAAGUGACCAAAAGCAGACCGUCUGCUUAGUAAGUUUGCAGACUACAUGGAGAAUGCUCUAAAACUCUCGGGUAAAGUCUAAAUUCAUAAUUUUUUAAAAAUAUAUUUAUAUUUAAAAAUGAGGAAGGCAAAGUUGAAAUCAUAAUUUGACAUUAUUUUUAGUGUUAUUUAUUGUAUAACUUAUAAAAUAUUUAAUAUAUAUCCACAUGUCUUGUUUUUUUUCUCUGUACAUAGUCAUUUUGAUAGCAGCUCUCAAAACCAAUCAUAUGAAAACUGCAAAAUAAGAAAGCUUUAACAGUCUCCCCAAAUAAUACUGGUUAUUUGCCACUUAAAGCUAAUGGAAUUAGGGGUCAGCUCAGUGUCUGGGUAGUCGGUGAAGGAGCUGGGUACCUUCUUCUAACUGGUACUUAUCAAUGGAAACAGAGACACACAGAAGAUGCAGGUCCUGAUGCUGAGCCAGUUGUCAAACACACGUGACAGCCGGGAAGCAGCAUCUCACCUGCACAGCGAGAGGGAAACCCUGCUUCUUCCAACUCAGCAUCAGGGUGCAGUGCCUCUGUAGGCUAUUUUUCUGGCAGGUAAGUUGAAAUAAAUGGCUGAAAACUUAUUUGAAAAGACAUGAUGAAGCCAGGCGGUGGUGGUGCACGCCUUUAAUCCCACCACUUUGGAGGUAGAGGCAGGCUGAUCUCAAUGAGUUCAAGGCCAGCCUGGUCUACAGAGUGAGUUCCAGGACAGCCAGGGCUACACAGAGACCCUCCCACACACACCCAAAAAAGGGCAUUUGACCCAGUGCACACCUGCUUCUGGGAGCCAGUAUUUGUCACUGUCACCUCAUGUAUGUAAUUGUCAGUCAGUGUUACAUAUCAUAAAUUGAUCCAGAAUCUUAUUUUCUUCUUCCAUCUAAGACAUCUUUAGUACCAAGGUAAAAACUAUGCACUAUAGUGUUUAUUAUAAAGUAAUUCCAAGCCCCUAAUUUGGAAAGCAGGGGUCCUUGGUCACAUCUUAGUACCACUUUGUAGAAUAGUAUUUACCAAAAUGGGUACAUUAAAAACUAAUGGGACAGAUUGAACUUCAAAGUUUGACAUAAUUCUGCCUUAUGUAAAGUGCUACAGAAGGUCUCAGUGUAAACUUGUUGGAAUAAUUAAAAGGGUAAUUACAACAUAAGCGUUUCUAAGGAGGGAAGGCCACAGUGGCGUCCAGAGACCGCUGCAUGGGGCCUCUCCUUUCUCAUUUGUCUGCCCACUCUGACAUCUCCCUGAGCAGUAAAAAUAAGCACUGUUUAAAAAGAGAAACAAGCCAGGCGGUGGUGGCGCACGCCUUUGAUCCCAGCACUCGGGAGGCAGAGCCAGGCGGAUCUCUGUGAGUUCGAGGCCAGCCUGGGCUACCACGUGAGUUCCAGGAAAGGCGCAAAGCUACACAGAGAAACCCUGUCUCGAAAAACCAAAAAACAAAACAAAACAAAACAAACAAACAAACAAAAAGAGAAACAAAGUCAGCUUGCUUUUUGGCUCGGAUAUUGAAUGAGCCAAUGAGAGAGUUUCCAUGGUAGAUAUGUUGCCUGGGAGAAAAUCAGUUACAAAGUGUGUUUUAAAGCUGUUGAGUGUAUCUUGUAACACCCUGUUUGGUUCUUGUGACGUGGACUAAUCCGUGGGAGUCAUCCUUAUUACAGUAGAAACAGAGAUCCUGGCUUGUGAAAAGGCAUCUGAUUUGUCACUAGCAGGCUUGUGUGUCAUGAGUGACUGGAGAGCUGUUUCUGAAAUCCAGGAGUAGAGUUGGCUUUGUGCACGAAAAUACUCUGCUGGCAAUUCUAACAUUGUCAUUGCCCUCAUCAUUGGUACUGAGAAAUGGACCCAAGACCUUGUACAUACCAGAAGCACUCUCUCGCACUGGCUCUAUUCUCAGCUAACAUUAUCUUAGGGUUUUGUUUUAUUUUAUUUUUUACAAGAGUCUAGCGUGUGUCUCAGAAUUCUGUAACAUGCCCUGGGUAGGAAGGAGGAGACAAAGAAUGAAUCAGGAGUUGCUUUGCCUGGGCUGAGCCCCCAGCAUGGAGUUUCUGGGUUCUUUCCUCCGUUACACAUAGAGCCCUUCACAUCCCUGGAGCCCCUCCCCCACCAUUCACUGUCAGGCCUGCCCAUCAUCGUCCCUAGACCAGUGCUUGUCAUGAAAUCCACCUAUGACAUAGAAGCUGCAGGAAUGGCUUUGGUGGCUUACUUCAAAUUUGGGGAUUAUUUAGUAAGGAUUUUCCAAAAGUGAUUCAGAUGUUUCAGGUUAUUAAUGUCCUUUAUAAAACCUGAUUUGGUGGUGGAACUCAGGGGGGGGAGUGCUCUUUGAGGGGCUGGGGGCCUUGUUUGCUUUUGUGGUUCUGGCCUAGAACUCCAUGUGCCAGGCAAGCCCUCCCUCUGUCACUUGCUACCAGAGACAUCUCAGCCCCAGACCAGUUUAUUUUUGAAGGUUAUCACAAAGCAAAGAGGUUUCUGGUCUUCAUCAGUAUGCAGGUUCUCUUCUGAAGUCUGCAGCAGAAUUUCAGAGGCCCUUUUCAGCUUUCAGCCAAGACUAAAUAAAAAAUUCCAAACCACACUGUAGAAUCCAACCUGAGGUGACUGAACCGAGGGAGAAAAGAAAGCAAAUGUCCCAUAUCUUGUGAUUGUUAGCAGAGAGUCUACAUCCUUCCGAUCCCAGAGAGCAGGGGCUGGAGGGCGGCCUUCCCUCCUGCACAGGGGCUCUCAGCACUGGCUGCCCUUAGAGAACAGCUAGGACUCCUACAAACUCCCUGAGAUGAGCUUUCUGGUGCCAGCAAAGUCCUGCAGGGAUGACUGCUUUGAACAAGGCUUUCUACCAAGGAGAAGUGGGUAUUAUCAUGAAAUUUUUAUUUCUAGCUACUGGACUAAAAUGAGCCAAAGAAUUCUAAAGGCUGAGUCAAUGCCCCAUGGGUUGGUCAAGGCCAUUAUUCCUAGACUGACCAGCAGGUGGCUGAGUAGGGUGGCUUUAUGCUUGUGGCAACUGGACUAUAAUUUGUCCUUCUAUUUAGAAAAUGCUUGGGUGUCAAAUGGAGAGGCACCACCUUGCCAUUUGCACACACCAGGCAAGAUGCCAAGGAUAAGAAAUAAACAAAAAACCCGAUAUCUUUUUACUCUUAGAAGGUGUCCAUGGUGCAGAGUUUGUCUCUUUCUGCCUGGCACACAGACACUGGGGCUUUGUUAUUUAGUUCUUGAUUGCACUUACUAAAACCUGCUUUUGAUGAGCUGAAUGUAGGGGUGCGUACCUUUAGUCCCAGCACUUGGGAAGCAGAGACAGGCAGAUCUCUGAGUUUGAGACCAGCCUAGUCUACAACAAAGCAAAUUCUAGGACAGCUAAGGCUACACAGAGAGACUCUGUCUCAAAAAACCAACCAAUCAACCACCCAAACAAACAAACCCUCCUUAAAAAAAAAAAAAGAAUAAUGGGCAAAACUGCCUGCUCUUGUCUGUGGUGGAUCCACCCAGGGGAAUACUAAACCUUUAGAUUAGUACUGACACUGAGAGCAUGUAGCUAUGGUAGAGGUAGGCUGGUUCUUUUUCUUGUUUUCAAAUCACACUUUUGAUUGUAGGCUGGCAUCACCCAAAUACAGCAAAACACAAGUAUCUAAAUGCCAUCCUUUUACAUUUAAAAAUGUAAAUGUCUGUCAAACCUUUCUUUCAGACUGCAGCUGUAUAAGCUAAGACUUUAGAAAACCAAAAACCAGUAUUGGAAAUAUUACAAUUCUUAACAUUGUUCUCAGUUUUCAAUGCAAAGCAUGUUAUAUAGUUCUGAAAACACUUCUAAUAUUUUUGUUUCUGUGAGUUCUUUGUUCUGAGAUAGGAGAUAAAGUAACCAUAGUACAAAACAUGUCUUCAUAUUAGAGUGGGACCACAGGAUGGAUAAAAUAUCUGGAGCCAUCAAUUGGUUCAUAUUAAAAUAGUCAAUUUUCAUCACCAGGGCUCUUCCGAUUAAAACCAUCAGGGCAUGUAAUUUAAAACAAAACAAAACAAAAACCUAGCACCUCAUACUACACAGCCCUGGUCUGAGUGAAAACAUGGGUUGCCAGUCAUUCCUAACUGGAAAUGUCUGCAUGCAGAGGUCCGGGAUAUCGCCUCCUUGUCAGGGGCAAUGAUUUGUAUUUGUAGUGAGUCUGGAAGUUCCUGCUGUGCAUAUCCUUUAGCUGCUGGCCCGCCCAUCGUGGGGACACACUACUUCAAGAUUAGUGCUUCUGAGUUCUAAUUCUAGCGUCACUCUAAGGAGUUACCUCACAAGGGCAGGUUAGUCUGAGUCUCAGUGGAGUUUGUCACCCAUGAAGCACUGCCCUGUCCAGUGUUUCCAGGAAUACCAUGAGCCUCCAAAAUGCAUUAAAAGGCACCAUGCAUCUGUGAAGAUAAUGAUCUUAUUCCUGACUGUUCUUACUAACAACCACAAGGAAACAUGCAGACAAACAACCCUGGGAAGACUGGGCUGCCUAAGUGUGUUAACAUGGUAGAAGUAACUCUUACUUUACAGUCGUGCUUAAAGUCCUUAUGGUGACCCUGCCAGUUUCCUGGGAGAAAAGAUAAUGUCCUCUCCUAGGGAACUGAGGUGUCUGUGGGAGCCAGGGACAUGUGGCAGUCGCUGUGUUUGCUGUCAGGACUUUGUCCUUUGUUCCUGCUGCUCAACGUUCCUCUUUUGGUUGGUUGUAUAUAAAUGUACACCUGUGUUAUUUUUGCUAUGCUGCUUAAAAUAUUUCUCUGUUUAAGUCUGACUGUAUACUUUGCCUAAGUCUUUCAAAAAUAAAAUUUAUGUAAAUGUCUAUUUUAUAUAAAACAUGGUAAAAUAAGAA
Messenger RNA from Peromyscus maniculatus bairdii (prairie deer mouse), 8669 nucleotides. The record is from RefSeq and is a predicted model, not a curated record. Lineage: Eukaryota; Metazoa; Chordata; Mammalia; Rodentia; Cricetidae.